AUCUCUUUUAUAUAUGGAGUCAUCUUGAUCUAUGGGCCACUCACCCUCUGUUUCUCCAUAACUUCUCUCUGUGACCUCCUCUGUUUCUUUCUCUCUCUUGCUGUGUAGAAGCUGUUUUUGAGAGAAAGAAAGAUAGUGAGGAUGGAAUUGGAGGGGGUGGAGUUGGAGCAUGUGCUUAUAGGAUUGGGUAUGGGGGUUCUGGGCUUAUACCAUGGUUGGCUUGUCUUUACAAUUCGUCACAAUCCUAAAAGAACUGUCAUUGGUUUGAAUGCUGAGAGUCGUCACCAAUGGGUCUUCUCCAUGAUGGCUGAUCCGCUAAAGAAUGGUGUUUUGAUAGUUCAGACGAUACGCAACAACAUAAUGGCAUCGACACUUCUUGCAACUACAGCCAUCACUCUUUGUUCGCUGAUCAGUGUUUAUGUUAGCAAUGAAUCAAACUCCAAUCACAACUCAUUAUCAUCAUCAUCGUCGUCACAGUUACUUAAUGUUGGCGAUAGAACUCCCAUUGCAUCCUCCCUCAAGUACUUUGCAAUCUUGUUCUGCUUCCUUGUUGCCUUUCUUUGCAAUGUGCAGUGUAUCAGGUAUUAUGCACAUGUAAGCUUUUUGGCAACCUUGCCUACGUCUAAGGAUAGGAGAGAGUCUAUUGAGUAUGUUGUGGCAAACUUGAAUAGAGGAUGCCUCUUUUGGUCACUUGGAUUAAGAGCUUUCUAUCUCUCUUUUCCUCUAUUCCUUUGGCUGUUUGGUGCCAUACCCAUGUUUAUUUGCUGUUGUGUUAUGGCAUUUCUGCUCUAUUUCUUGGACACCACUUCAAGUGUUACAAGGCAACUUCAUAGUCACUCUUUCAUUGAGGAUCCAAAAGCUAAUGAUGUGUCAUUUCGUCGACCCUUGGAAAAUGCAUGGAAUGAGGAUUCAAAUCUCGAAAACCCUUUACUAACAAGCCAUUGCCCAGACUCAGAAUCGACAGUUGCUUGACAAUAGUAAACUUCUGUCUUCAAAUUUCUUUGUUCUCAUAUUUCAAAACACUCAAUUAUUAGAUCAUUAUCAUGUAAUUACCAUAUCUUGAAAUUUUCAAUGGUUUAAUAGUUGUGAAUGUUUUGAAACAGAAGGACAAAGAGAUUUGGAGGCAAAAUCAUGUUGCUUUACAACUUACAUUCUUGCGGUCUGUAGUUAGAUUAUGAAUUUGAGUAGAGAUUUGGUAAGAGAGAGAGAGAGAAAUGCAUGCGAAAUUGAUAAAAAAAUUUUUACUUACAUUUUUCUCAUAUUUUUUGUUCUUUUUAAACUUCUAUUUUAAAUUCAUAAUUAAAAAAAAAAAACACAAACAAAAGGUGACUUCUCUGUAUUAUCCUCAAAAUUGUAGUGUUGAAAAGAAUAUUAGAAUGGGAUAUCAUGCUUGUUAUAUUA
Molecule: messenger RNA, 1401 nt
Organism: Camellia sinensis
Lineage: Eukaryota; Viridiplantae; Streptophyta; Magnoliopsida; Ericales; Theaceae
Source: RefSeq, a predicted model, not a curated record